Molecule: messenger RNA, 6609 nt
Organism: Numida meleagris (helmeted guineafowl)
Lineage: Eukaryota; Metazoa; Chordata; Aves; Galliformes; Numididae
Gene: SPON1
Product: spondin 1
Exons: 16
Coding region: 506-3151 (881 amino acids)
Biological process (GO): cell adhesion
Cellular component (GO): extracellular matrix
Source: RefSeq, a predicted model, not a curated record
GCACCCUUACAGAGAGCCCAACGGAGAAAUGCUCUUUGGCAAGCAAUGCUAGCUUGUUGCUGAACAACUCGGAAAGGUCAGUGUGAAACCCCAGCGGUUACAAGCGGUGUGUCAGUGCAGGCGCGGCUCCGAGCUGCUCGCUGUUUGCCGCACUUCUCUGGGAGUUGCGCUUCAACGCGGUCGGACCCUGUGCGCUGCCGCGGCCUCGACGGGGAGCGGGGGGCUGAGGUCCGGUGGCUUUGUGCUCCCCCUGGGCAGCCUGAGGCACUCGGGUGCUGCUGAGCUCUGUCACCGCCCCUCGCUCCCCGUGCAGCGCGGACAGGGAGCGCGGGGCCGCCUCGGGGCCUCGGCUCACUUCUGCCGUCCGCUUCUCUCGUGGAUGUGGCUCGGUGGCCCAGCGUCGCCUCGCCGCUGCCUGUAGUCAGCACGCCGUCGCCGUUCGCACAGCUUCGGAGUUGCGGCGUUCCCACGGUCGCUGCUGAGCGGCGCUGGCAGCCGUGGGGCGAUGCGCCCCGCUCCGUCCCGUCCUGCGCUCGGCUCCCGCCGCCCCGCGCCGUGCGGAGGCAGCGCUUCGCCGGGAGCUGAGCGAGAGCCGGCUCCGUGCUCCCGCCCUCCUCCUUCCCUCCCUCCCUCCCCGCCUGCCUCCUCCCGCGCUGCCCCCUCCCCGCCUCUCCCCUCCCCUCUCCGCGCCGCAGCCUCCCCCGGGCCGCCCGGCGCUGCCCGAGCUGUGCGGGCGCCGAGGAUGGCAGCGCGGCUGCGGCCCCUGGCCCUGCGGCUGCUGGCGCUGACCUUCCCCUUGGUGGCGAGGGGCUUCUCCGACGAGACCCUGGAGAAAGCCGCCAAAUCCGAGGGCUACUGCAGCCGGAUCCUGCGAGCGCAAGGCACCAGGAGGGAAGGGUACAAUGAAUUUAGCCUCAGGGUGGAGGGCGAUCCAGAAUUCUACAAGCCUGGAAACAGUUACCGCGUGACGCUUUCUGCUGCCACUCCUGCGUACUUUCGAGGAUUCACACUGAUUGCUCUGAAGGAAGGAAAAGAAGGUGAUAAAGAAGAAGACCAUGCGGGAACAUUUCAGAUCAUAGAUGAAGAAGAGACGCAGUUCAUGAGUAAUUGUCCCGUUGCGGUUACUGAGAGCACACCUAGAAGGAGGACACGCAUCCAGGUGUUCUGGACGGCUCCUCCUACUGGUACGGGCUGUGUCAUUCUGAAAGCCAGUAUUGUGCAGAAGCGCAUUAUUUAUUUUCAAGAUGAGGGUUCUCUCACCAAAAGAAUCUGUGAACAAGAUUCAGCCUCAGAAGGUGUGACUGACAAACCAAUUUUAGAUUGCUGUGCCUGUGGGACUGCCAAAUACAGGCUAACGUUUUAUGGAAAUUGGUCAGAAAAAACACAUCCCAAAGACUUUCCACGGCGCACCAACCACUGGUCUGCGAUCAUUGGUAGUUCUCACUCAAAGAACUACAUCCUUUGGGAGUAUGGAGGAUAUGCUAGUGAAGGUGUCAAGCAAGUUGCAGAGCUGGGAUCCCCAGUCAAGAUGGAAGAAGAAAUUCGACAACAAAGCGAUGAGGUUUUAACAGUUAUCAAGGCAAAAGCACAGUGGCCCGCCUGGCAGCCUCUGAAUGUGAGAGCUGCUCCCUCUGCUGAGUUUUCUGUUGAUCGCCACCGGCACCUGAUGUCCUUCCUCACCAUGCUGGGGCCCAGCCCCGACUGGAACGUGGGCCUGUCUGCUGAGGACCUCUGCACCAAGGACUGCGGCUGGGUUCAGAAGGUCGUGCAGGAUUUAAUCCCCUGGGACGCCGGCACAGACAGUGGUGUUACCUAUGAGUCACCCAACAAACCUACAGUUCCUCAAGAGAAGAUCAGGCCACUUACAAGCUUAGAUCACCCUCAGAGUCCAUUUUAUGAUCCAGAAGGAGGAUCUAUCAAGCUGGUAGCCAGAGUUGUCAUUGAGAGAAUUGCACGCAAGGGGGAGCAGUGCAACAUUGUCCCUGAUAACAUAGAUGAUAUUGUGGCAGAUCUAGCUCCAGAAGAAAAAGAAGAAGAUGAUACCCCUGAGACUUGCAUAUAUUCAAACUGGUCCCCGUGGUCAGCCUGCAGCUCCUCUACCUGUGAGAAGGGCAAGAGGAUGAGGCAGAGAAUGCUUAAAGCUCAGCUGGACCUCAGUGUGCCCUGUCCUGAUACCCAAGAUUUUCAGCCCUGCAUGGGUCCAGGCUGCAGUGAUGAAGAUGGUUCCACUUGCAUGAUGUCUGACUGGAUUACAUGGUCCCCCUGUAGUGUUUCCUGUGGAAUGGGAACGCGAUCUAGAGAGAGAUAUGUAAAACAAUUCCCUGAAGAUGGCUCUAUGUGCAAAGUGCCUACUGAAGAAACUGAGAAAUGUAUUGUAAAUGAGGAAUGUUCCCCCAGCAGCUGCCUUGUCACCGAAUGGGGAGAGUGGGAUGAAUGCAGCGCUAGCUGUGGCACGGGAAUGAAAAGACGACACCGAAUGAUCAAGAUGACUCCCGCUGAUGGAUCUAUGUGCAAGGCAGAAACUACAGAGGCAGAGAAAUGCAUGAUGCCUGAAUGCCAUACUAUUCCCUGCCUUCUCUCCCCGUGGUCUGAAUGGAGCGACUGCAGCGUAACAUGUGGGAAGGGAAUGCGAACCCGGCAAAGGAUGCUGAAAUCUGCGGCUGAGCUUGGAGACUGCAAUGAGGAACUGGAGCAAGCAGAGAAAUGCAUGCUGCCUGAAUGCCCCAUUGACUGUGAGCUGACAGAGUGGUCCCAGUGGUCUGAAUGCAAUACAUCAUGUGGAAAGGGCCACAUGAUCAGAACACGAAUGAUAAAAAUAGAACCACAGUUUGGAGGAACAGCGUGCCCAGAGACUGUCCAACGUACAAAAUGUCGAGUAAGGAAAUGCCUGAGAGGCCCAGGUAUGGAAAAAAGGCGCUGGAAAGAGGCCCGGGAGAAAAGAAGAAGCGAGCAAGCAAAAAAGAACAUUGAUAACGAGCAAUAUCCAGUUUGUAGGCUGAAACCAUGGACUGCUUGGACAGAAUGUUCGACACUCUGUGGAGGGGGAAUUCAGGAACGCUACAUGAUGGUAAAGAAGAGGUCCAAAAGUACUCAGUUUACUAGCUGCAAAGACAAAAAGGAGCUAAGAGCAUGUAAUGUUCAUCCUUGUUAGGAAAACACAAGGCUUCCAAGUGAUGCACUCUGAGCUAAAAGGAAAGUCAACCUUGGUUUGGUUUUUGAAACAAAAAAAUAUAAAGUGUAUAUUAGUUUUCAUUUUUGCAGUGUGGUUUGCUUUUUAGUCUUGCUGGUGCAAGAAAUAUAUUUUAUAAAUAUUUCCUCACAGAUUAAUGCUGAGAGUAAAUCUUUGAUGCUCCAGCUAGCCCUUAAUGCAUAAAAGUAGUAGGUCAUUGUGAGUCAUUUAACUGAAAUACAGACAUAUCUGUGGACAUGGAAUAGCCAUAUAGAAAUACUACUUGUAAAGACAUGGGAUGCAUGCAUAUUAACGUAACUAAGUUGAAGUGACAUGUUUCAUAUGUGGGAGGAUUUCUCUCUUGAUUUUAAAAAUCCAAAGCAGUGCCUAUGUGAUUAUACAACUAUGCCAAGGAAAAUUUUCAGUAAUGCUGGUUCAAUAAUAUUAAAGGUGCAUGUUUAUCUUUUUACAAUAUUGGGUUAAGUGAUAGUUAAAGUAAUUACCCUAUAUACUUCUGUUCACAUGGAUGCUGCAUUCCAUGCAAAAUCAUCUUUGUUUCUUAAAUAACUACUUACUUACUUAAAUAAUCUGUGCAGCUCAAUAGUGAUGUCAGCCCAAAACAUGGUCAAAACACAUAAAGAGCAUGUGGCUAUCAUAAUACCUAUCCAAGGUCUCUCAAAAUGGGUACAGAACUAAGAGAAAUUGGUCCAAAAACCAAGAGUCACAACAGUUGUGUCAAGGAAAGACCUCCACCUGAGGGACGCUACAGGACUAGAUGCAGUUUCAGAAGGAUGUUGAUCACAGGCAAAGAGAGAAAGAGGUAUGUGAAAUAACACUAGAGAAUAGGUGAGCUAGGUCCUCCUGCAUCCCUUGUAGCAAACAAAAGGAAGGGAACUUCUGAAAUGAAACAAUUACGCUCUUAAAAUAAAAUUUGAAAAUUACAAAUUGACACAAGAAUAUAUUUAGAGCAGCAUCAUUUUAUGUCUUUUUACUUGGAGUUUAGUAGGCUCUAAAAGUUACUAAAUUUGUGAGAAUUAUCUACUUUGAUACACACUAGCCAGGAUAAACAUCUUCCCUGGCCACUUAAGCAAGCAACAAACUGUCUGAAAUUAAAAAAUAGCUCCCGCCCACUCUGAUUGCUUUUUCUAUUUUACACCUUCUCCUGAAGAGUUUAGCUGUUAUCCCUACACUUAAUGAGGUGUGGGAUUCUGAGAUUGACUUGUACUGGAAUAUAAUACUGUCCUGUAAGCUUAACAAUUUAACGUUAAAGAUAGGAGAUGACGGUGACAGGUUUUGUCUAAGAAAGGCCGCGUAAACCUACGUCUCCACAUAAGUAAUAACAAUGCACUGAAAAUACAAGACUGUUGAUGCUAACGCUCAAAAAAACACUUCAGAGAAAUGAAUGGAGAAACAUUUAUGUUACAGUCUCUUUAAACCAGCCUUAAGUAACUAACUUACUUUUAUAAUGCUCCGUCAUGAUCCUGAGAACCUGACAUCCGAGGUUUUAAGUAAGUGUCCGGAUUUGAUGUGAAUCACGGCCCACUGAGGCUGUUUGACUUCACCACCACUGCUCUGGGGAUCUCGUUACCUCCCUGUAUCAAGAUGGGCAGGUUGCAUUACUCCGUAGGGCUUUUCAUCAGCAAAUCAACACUGGACUCUGCAAGGACUGCUCAGGACUUCCACAGCUGUUGCAUGCCACCCCUUGAGGUAUUUUACUGCUUUGCUUAGACCUGGAAUUAAGGGAGAGCUAGGGAAAUAAUAACGGAACGAGGGCAGUGCUCAGUCUCUUCCGAUGCUGCUAAAUGAAAUGGAUGCAAGUUCUUAGUGAACCAAACCAGGAGAAAAAUGAAAAAAAAAAAAAACAGUUUCAUGCUAAAACCAAACACUUUACAUUUUGCACAGCUUGGCUCCUGUAAUAAUAGUUGUUAAGCUUGUUUGCCUCCUUGUGCCUAUUGAAAAAUUCUACAUUGGGUGUCCCUAUAGCACUAUCAUUACACUGUAGCAACAAGUCUCCCAAAGUAAUGUAUUUAUGAUCUUACCUUGCACGUUAUCCUUUUAAUGACCACAAAAUUAAAGAAAAUUGAAGUUCCUUGCAAUGAUAAAGAUUGCGAAGGAGUGACCAGUCGAGCACAUUUCAGGUGGAGAAACAGAUGGUUGCAGAGAAGGGCUACAGCGAAUAAUGCUGCAAGGCUACAGCCGCAGACCAGAGCUGUUCAGCACCACUGUGAGCUGCUCCUGCUGAGUCCGGCCAGGUGAGGUGAGUCAGUGGGGGAGUAGAAGAAGAAAGUAAGUGUCUCUUGAAUGGAAAAGAAAAAAGUUAUGAUUUUACAGUCUGCAUUUUAUCUCAUCAAUCCUUACCAGUUGUUCAUGCUAAUCCUGCAGAACCAUGCCCGCUUCUGCAAAUAAUCAGUUAAAAUUAAUGGUGUCUUUAUUUUCAUAGUUUUUUUUCCGGUUCAUCAAGCUGUUUUAUCAUUGAAUGAUUCCCUUUGCCAAAGGCUGCAUAGUCCAGAUGUACCUUGAGGCAUGUAGGAAAUACGUAACGUUUUUCUGAACAUGCUCACAAAAAUGCCCACAAAAAAUCAAUCAGUCUGGCUUUCCUUUCAUUGUGGUUCUUACCAGUUUGAUGCUCCACAGACAUAAUUGUCUUUUAGUGAGGAGGCUCUUCAGUGUGAUUCCCAGUCAUUUCUCUUAGGCUCAUUAAAGUUAUGAAUGUUGGAUUUUUUUCCCCACCUCGUUAAUCCAUGCAAUGAUAAUGUAAAUUGCAUUUGGGCAGAAACGCGUGAUUAUUCCUGCUUAGGUUCAGCUUUUCACACUGUUUUUCUGUUGGAACAUUUUACGAGUCACUUGUCUUUCUUCUAACUUGAUACAAAAAAUAUUUAAGCUUGUUACAUUUUGUAAAAAAAGAGAACAAAUGAAAACAAAUGAACAAAAAAAUGAGGUUGAUUUUCUAUUCAGAAAAAAAAAAAGCUCUGAUAAACAAUAUGUAGAAGUAUUGCGUUGUUACUGUAAACUUUCUAGUAGUGUAACAGCCACUGGUUAUCUGUCAAUAAAAAUGAGAACUUUCUCUCUCACCUCAUUAGUAAUACUGCUGAACUGAAAGCACAGACAUUGCUCCACUUUUGUAGACCUCAACUAUCAGAUUUUAGCAUCGUGUGUAUGUUAUCUUUUUCUAACAUACGAACUGUAGAAGCUUUACACGUAAUACAAAAGAAAAGUUAGGGGCAUAACAAAUGUACAGUAGGACUGUGUGUGCAGCAUACCAUUUAAAACAAGAUUUUGUUUGAUUGCAUCUUUAGAUUUCCUUCAUUGUUUUUGUUUGCUGUGGAAUUACAAAAAAGCUACCAUGAAUAUUUCUUACCAAAGUCUCGUGUAGAUGUUUUGUAGCUGUCUGGCUAACACAUUAUUAUUUUGGAAUAAAGACAUCUUUACUAUGAAAUGUA